CACAUCCUUAUUCCUUCAUCAUCUCUCUUCCCCAAACCGCCCUCAUUCGGCUCAAAACAACCUUAAACGGUUCACAUCUCACGAGACUGAACCGGUCUCUCUCUCUCCCCAAAGAAUUUCGUGCAUCUUCUUGCUGAAUGUAAGGUCUAGGGUUUGAGAUCUUCGUAAAGACACAGAUUUAGUUAUUACUGUUGUGCUGCAAAUGGAGGAAAGGGCGCGAGAAGUUCUCUACGAGACACGUCAUCACGCUUCCAGGCCUUACUUGCCCAAUUACCCUCCUCAACAUCAACAGCUAAAUGAGGGUGUUAAAGGGAGUUUUCUAUCACUGCUUUCCACUCGAGGUGUUAGUCAACUUAAAGAAAAAUGGAGUGAAUAUAGGCGUCCAAGAAAAUUAAGGAAAUGCACAUCCUUGUUUGUCUCUCCAGGAGGCAAGCAUGUGGCUAUAGCCGCUGGCAAUCGAAUAACCAUUUUGCAAAAGGAUGAUGACUACCAGGAGACAUGCGGCUUUUUUACCAGUGGUAGCCUAGGCACAUUUCUGUUUGGAACAUGGUCAGAAUCUCACGAUAUUCUUGGUGUUGCUGAUGACACUAAUACACUCUAUUUUAUCAAAGCUAAUGGUGAAGAGAUAACAAGAAUCUCAAAACGGCAUUUAAAAGUAUCGUCACCAAUUAUUGGUUUGAUCUUGCAGGAUGACGCUGAUACAAAUAAUUCUUGUUUAUGUACCUUCAAAAUUCUUACAUCAGAUGGUUCUCUUCAUGACAUUGAGAUCAGUCAGGAUCCCAGUGCAUCCAUUUCCUCUGCACACACCUCAAAUAUUGGCUCAACUCUAAAGAAGCAGUUCCCUCAAAAUGUCUUCUGCUUGGAUUACCAUCCAGAAAGUUUUUUGCUUGCUGUAGUUAGUAGUGCUGUUAGCAUCUCACUGAUCUCUGGUAACCCAGGAUCAUGUAGUCUCUCUCUUUGGAGAAGAACUGGGAACUUCAAUAUGGAAUCACUGUAUUCUGCACAGUUUGAAGGUUUAUAUUCCAAACCAAAAGGUUAUGAAGGUCAAUUAACAUCUCCAAAGGUGCUAAUCUCACCUCAGGGCAAAUUUAUUGCUACAUUAGAUUUGAGAGGUUGCUUGGCCAUUUUUAAGCUGGAUGAAGGACACAGCUCUCUUUCAGAUUUUUACACUAUGUCAAGUAGAGGGAGGCAUUUCUUGAAUGAUAUAAUGGAUUUUACUUGGUGGUCUGACUAUAUCCUUGCUCUUGCGGAGAUUAGUGGCACCAUAACCAUGCUUGACAUUCUUGGUGGUGUUAAAGUAUUGAAGAAUGAUCAUGUAUACUCUAUGCCCAUCUUAGAAAGAGUACCGCAGUUCCCAGGACACCUUUUUCUUUUAGAGAGUAAAUCGUCAGAGGAGAGCCAUGAAUCAUCUGAUAAGAAGGCAGUGAGUGGCUUGCAUCGUAUAGAGCGAGUUACUGAAGAUGAAUAUGAUCCGUUUUUCAUUUCUAAACUGCAUUGGAGCUUGGUAUCAUUUUCAGAGAAAUCUGUUUCUGAAAUGUAUGAUAUAUUGAUUAGAAAUCAUGAGUAUCAGGCUGCUCUGGACUUUGCUAAUCGUCAUGGGUUGGAUAAAGAUGAAGUGCUAAAGUCAGAGUGGUUGCAUUCUGGCCAAGGAAUAAAUGGAAUCAAAAUGUUCCUGUCAAUCAUCAAGGAUCAAGAUUUUGUACUUUCUGAAUGUGUAGAUAGAGUUGGACCCACAGAAGAUGCAACUAAGGCUUUAAUUGCUUAUGGGCUCCACCUAACAAACCAGUAUAGAUUUUCUGAAGCAGAAGAUGUUGAACAUAGCCAAAUUUGGGAUUACCGUCUGGUGAGGCUCAAAUUAUUGCAAUUCAGAGACAGGCUGGAGACAUUUCUUGGGAUAAACAUGGGCAGGUUUUCUGUGCAGGAGUACUCCAAAUUCCGUGUUAUUCCAAUCAAUGAAGCUGCUGUAGCACUUGCAGAAACUGGGAAAAUUGGGGCCUUAAACCUUCUUUUCAAGCGUCAUCCUUAUUCGUUGACUCCUUUCAUGUUGGAUAUUUUAGCUGCUAUCCCUGAAACAGUUCCAGUUCAAACAUAUGGACAGCUUCUUCCUGGGCAUUCUCCUCCUUCAAGUAUUGCUCUGAGAGAAAAAGAUUGGGUUGAAUGUGAAAAGAUGAUGGCAUUUAUUGACAGACUCCCUGUGGAGCAUGAGGGUAGAGUUCAGAUCAGAACUGAACCAAUUGUCAAUCAGUGCUUAGGAAAUUUGUGGCCAUCAACUCUUGAACUCUCUAGAUGGUACAAAAAGAGAGCUACAGAUAUUGAUAGUUUAAGUGGGCAGCUAGAGAACUGCCUCUCAUUGGUUGACAUUGCUUGUUGCAAAGGUAUUUGUGAGUUGCAGCAGUUUCAUGAGGAUAUUUCAUACUUGCAUCAGCUUAUUUAUUCUGAUGUCGGUGAUGACGCGAUGAAUUUUACCAUGAGCCUUGUUGAAUGGGAAAAGUUAUCUGACUAUGAGAAAUUCAAAAUGAUGCUUAACGGAGUUAAAGAGGAAAAUGUGGUUGAAAGAUUAUGCAAUAAAGCAAUUCCUUUUGUGCAAAAACGGUUUCAUAUGAUGACCCCACGUUCUGACGAUGAGGUAUUGGAUGAUCAUUCUACCGUAGAUAAGAAAGCUGACUCAUUUCUGGUUAGAUGGCUGAAGGAGAUUGCUUUGGAAAAUAAAUUAGACAUAUGCUUGAUGGUCAUUGAAGAAGGUUUCAAGGAUUUGCCAAAUGAGAACAUUUUCAGGGAUGAGGCUGAAGUGGUAGAUUGUGCUCUGCAAUGCAUUUAUUUGUGCUCUGUUACAGAUAGGUGGAGUACCAUGUCCUCCAUUUUGUCAAAACUUCCACAACUACGAGAUUCUGAUGUAUGUACUAAGGGCCUCGAGAAAAGACUUAAAAUGGCUGAAGGCCAUAUUGAAGCAGGAAGGCUUUUGGCAUUUUACCAGGUCCCGAAACCAAUUAGUUUCUUCUUAGAAGCACAUUCAGAUGGAAAGGGGGUUAAACAGAUUAUUCGUCUCAUACUAUCAAAAUUUAUUCGUCGACAACCUGGUCGAUCUGAUAGUGAUUGGGCUAGCAUGUGGCAUGACAUGAAGAGCUUGCAUGAGAAGGCAUUUCCUUCUCUAGAUUUGGAGUAUAUGUUGAUGGAAUUCUGUAGGGGACUGCUGAAAGCUGGGAAAUUUUCUCUUGCAAGGAACUAUUUAAAAGGCACAGGUACAGUUGCUCUGGCAACAGAGAAGGCAGAAAAUAUUGUCAUUCAAGCUGCAAGAGAGUAUUUUUUCUCAGCUUCAAGUUUUGCUUGCUCUGAAAUCUGGAAAGCAAAAGAAUGCCUGGAUCUCUUUCCUAAUAGCAGAAAUGUGAGGGCGGAGGCUGAUAUCAUCGAUGCACUUACUGUCAAACUUCCAAACCUUGGAGUGAAUAUUCUACCUGUGCAAUUUAGGAAUAUAAAAGAUCCAAUGGAAAUCAUUAAAUUAGCAAUUACAAGUCAAGCAGGAACUUAUUUAAAUGUUGAUGAACUUAUUGAGAUUGCCAAACUUCUUGGAUUGAGAUCUCAGGAUGAGAUAUCCGUUGUUCAAGAAGCUAUUGCAAGAGAAGCAGCAGUUGCCGGUGAUCUGCAACUGGCUUUUGAUCUCUGCCUUGUUUUGGCUAAAAAGGGUCAUGGUUCUAUUUGGGACUUGUGUGCUGCAAUGGCAAGAGGCCCUGCCCUUGAUAAUAUGGAUGUAAAUUCUCGAAAGCAGCUUCUAGGUUUUGCUUUGAGCCACUGUGAUGACGAAUCCAUUGGGGAGCUGCUACAUGCAUGGAAAGAUCUAGAUUUGGAAGGUCAAUGUGAGGCAUUAAUGAUGUUAACAGGGACAACUCCUCCCAAAUUCUCAGCUCAUGAUUCCUCAAUUACAAACUUUCCACUGCAUAGUACUCAAGAUGUAGGUGAUGUAAGAGAUCUAUCUGGACAGAUAGAUGGUCUCAGUGGUGAUGAUCAAGAACUUCAUCUUCAUAACAACAAAAAUAUACUUUUGGGUAUUGCUAAAGACUUGCCUGUGGAGAAUGAGACUGAUUGGGAUUCUCUACUUAGGGAAAAUGGAAAAGUUUUGUCUUUUGCUGCUUUACGACUUCCAUGGUUGCUUGAUUUAUGUCGGAAUGCAGAACUAGGUAAGAAAUUGAUUCCUGGCUUGGUCCCUGGAAAGGCUGGAAUGCAAUAUGUGAGUAUCAGAAUGAAAGCAGUGGCAACUAUUCUGUCCUGGUUGGCAAGGAAUGGUUUUGCUCCGAGAGAUGAUCUCAUUGCCACUCUAGCAAAGUCAAUUAUAGAACCACCUGUUACCGAAGAGGAAGAUAUCAUGGGGUGCUCCUUUCUGUUAAAUCUUGUAGAUGCCUUUCAUGGGGUGGAUAUAAUAGAAGAGCAGGUGAGAACAAGGGAGGAGUACCAUGGAAUAUGUAGCAUUAUGAAUGUGGGAAUGAUAUAUAGUUUAUUGCACAACUCUGGACUCAAGUGUGAGGGUCCCGCUCAGAGGAGGGAGCUACUGAUGAGGAAAUUUCAAGAGAAGCACAGACCACUUAGUUCAGAUGAACUAGACAAAAUUGACAAAGCACAAUCCACAUUUUGGAGAGAAUGGAAGUUGAAAUUAGAAGAACAAAAACGUGUGACAGAUCAAUCUAGAGUGUUGGAGCAAAUAAUUCCUGGGGUUGAAACUGCACGAUUUUUAUCUGGGGAUGUCAAAUAUAUUGAGAGUGUUGUUUCCUCUCUCGUUGAAUCUGUUAAGUUGGGGAAUAAGCGCAUCUUGAAGGACGUGUUGAAAUUAGCUGAUAUUUAUAGCUUGAAUCGCACCAAGGUUUUGCUACAGUACCUGAACUCUGUCCUUGUUUCUGAGGUCCGGACUAUUGACGAUAUCGAUGCUGAAAUUUCAGUUUUCAAAAGAGAGAUACUUGCUUGUGCUGCAGUAGCUAUCAAAGUAAUUUCCUCAAUUGUCUACCCUGCAAUUGACGGACACAACAAACAGCGCGUUGCUUAUGUAUAUGGCCUGCUUUCUGACUGCUACUUACAGUUGGAAGAAACUAAAGAAUCAUCACCAAUGAUCCACCCAGACCAAGCAAAUAUUACUACCCUCCCAUUAUCUCUUUUCUAUAAGGUUCUUGAGCAAGAAUGUAGUAGGGUGUCCUUUAUUAAAGACCUGAACUUUAAAAAUAUUGCUGGGUUGGGUGGUUUGAACUUUGAGUGUUUCAGCAGUGAAGUCUAUGCUCAUGUUCAUGAAUUUAAUGUGGAAGCCUUGGCAAAAAUGGUUCAGACCCUUGUUGGCAUCUAUACCGAUCCAAUGCCUAAGGGUCUGAUAUCAUGGCAGGAUGUCUACAGACAUUAUGUUCUGGGUUUGUUGACAAGUUUGGAGACUGUAUCCAAAAAAGAAACACAUUUUGAAACCCCUGAAAACCUUCAAGGCUUAAUAAGUGAGCUCGAGCAGACUUAUGAUGUUUGCAGAAGUUAUAUCAUAGUCAUGGCAUAUCCUGAUGUUGUGGACAUAAUGAAGCGGUUUUUCACAGUGAUCACUCCUCUUGGUAAUUGUUUCGAGAACCUAUCAAACGACUCCUCAUGGAAGGACUGUCUCAUUGUGCUAUUAAAGUUUUGGCUUAGACUGACUGAUGAUAUGCGGGAAUUCGCAUCCCAUGAGAGGUCAGAAGAAGAGUAUAAUCCAGAAGGUUUGAUGAGGUGUCUCAGGGUUUUUGUUCGGUUGAUAAUGGAGGGGAGAGUCUCACCAAGUCAAGGCUGGGAAACUAUUGUUGGCUAUCUGAACUACGGCUUCAAAAGCAGUAUUGCUGUUGACAUUUCCGUUUUCUGCAGAGCAAUGGUUUUCUCUGGUUUUGGGUUUGGAGCCAUUGCAGAAUUAUUUUCUGAAGCCGUAUUAGAAUUUCCUGCCUGCUCAACAUUGAUCACUGACAGUGAAAUAUACUCUGAUAAUGUUCAGGAUCUUUGCCAUUUUUAUUCAAGUAUAUUGGAAACCAUUUUACAAGACUUGGCCACUGGAUCCUUUGAACGCCAUAAUUUAUGUCGUUUAUUGUCAUCUUUGAGUAAAAUUGAUGGUGAUUUGGAGGAUCUGAAGAGGGUCAGACAUGCACUCUGGGAAAGAAUGGCCAAGUUCUCUGAUAACUUGCAGCUACCAAGCCAUGCUCGAGUCUAUGUUCUGGAGGUUAUGCAAUUCAUUGCAGCUGGAGGUACAAAUUUGAAGGCGUUUUCUGCCGAGCUACAAUCCAAUGUUAUGCCAUGGGAAGGAUGGGAUCAUUUCGAUAGCAUAACUUCAAACGCAGAUACUAUUGCUGAUCAUGGAGUGCCAAUUCAAACAGAUGGGUCUAGUAGGUUUAGAACUACUUUGGUUGCACUUAAAUCAUCACAGCUGGGGGCAGCUAUCUCACCUGGCAUAGAAAUUACCACGAAAGAUAUUUUGACUCUGGAUUCAGCAGUUUCUUGCUUCCUCAAAUUGUGUGGAGCUGCUACUUCUAAGCCCCAUUUUGAUUCUUUAAUAGCCAUUUUGAGAGAGUGGGAGGGGCACUUUACAGUUAAGACAGAUGAGGGUGAGGCAAAUUCUGCAAAAGCAUCCGAUGCUGGUAACGAUUGGAACAGUGAUGAUUGGGACGAGGGAUGGGAAAGCUUUCAGGAAGAACCUGUUGAGAAAGACGUGAAAACAGACCACUCCCUUUCAGUUCAUCCUUUACAUGCGUGUUGGAUUGAGAUCUUAAAGAAGUUAGUAACCUUGUCCCUGUUUACUGACUUGCUAAGACUGAUUGACCAAUCCUUGGCAAAAUCUAAUGGAGUAUUGGUGUCUGAAGAUGAUGCCUCAAGCUUGAGCCAGCUUGGACUUGGGAUAGACUGUUUUCUAGCUCUUAAGAUUGCGAUGUUACUGCCUUACGAAGCAAUUCAGCUGCAAUGUUUGAAUGCAGUUGAGGACAAGCUGAAGCAAGGAGGCAUGUCAGACACGACUGGCAGGGACCAUGAGUUUUUAGUUCUCGUGUUAUCUUCUGGGCUUGUAUCCACCAUCAUCACCAAAUCUUCCUACGGAACCACUUCCUCUUAUCUUUGUUAUAUGAUUGGGAAUUUCUCUCGUCAGUGUCAGGAAGCCCAGUUAUCGAGCCUCAAACACAGAGCGAAGAACGGACAUGAAAACAAUGAGAAAGACUACUCGUCUCUUUUCAGAAGAAUAUUCUUCCCGUGUUUUAUAUCAGAGCUUGUGAAGGCAGACCAGAAUAUUCUAGCAGGUUUUCUUGUUACCAAAUUCAUGCACACUAAUGCUUCGCUCAGUUUGAUCAACACUGCAGAGGCCAGCCUUAGAAAGUACCUAGAAAGUCAGGUCCAAGCACCACAAUACGACGAGUUCACUGUUGAGGACGUGCGCGGUUUUGAACAGUUAGCAAACACCAUUUCUAACCUGAGAGGCAGGUUGAGAAUUUUAAUCCAAUCCGCGUUAUCGUCUCUGCCAACUGGUGUUAGAUGAUGAGGUGCUGCUUGAUGUUUUUUUUUUAUUUUUUAUUUUAUUUUAUGUAUCAAUGCAAAUGUUUUUAUACAAAUUAAGCUUAGAAAAGACUAACACAGAACAAUUUUUCUAAUUUUGGGGCGGGCUUUUUUUCAUUUUCUUAUACAAAAUGAGUUUGUACACUUCAACAUUCAUGUCAUCUCUCCAUGAAAAUUAAGAUGCAUUAAUAAAAAUAUAAAAACCUAAUUGGAUUUGACAGGAUUUCAAA
Messenger RNA from Cornus florida, 7742 nucleotides. Its product is annotated as MAG2-interacting protein 2. Gene Ontology annotation, cellular component: endoplasmic reticulum membrane; Dsl1/NZR complex. The record is from RefSeq and is a predicted model, not a curated record. The transcript has 12 exons. Gene Ontology annotation, molecular function: SNARE binding. Bases 203 to 7495 code for a protein of 2430 amino acids. Gene Ontology annotation, biological process: retrograde vesicle-mediated transport, Golgi to endoplasmic reticulum. NCBI's taxonomy places the organism in Eukaryota, Viridiplantae, Streptophyta, Magnoliopsida, Cornales, Cornaceae.